CUGAUAGAUUGAAGUUUCUGAAGUGUCGAGCAUGUGGUGAAGUUCCUCAGAAACUUUAGACAGUGAUUUAUUAAGAAAUAAAGUUUGAAUUGCAAUAUUUUCAAUCGGAAUAGGUUUCUGAGCACCUGUGGACGUUUAUCAGCAGUUAUCCAAGAUGUCAGUGGUGUCCACACGCUCCGCCAGCCUCUCCUCCAUCCUCACGACCUCCGGCCACCGAGCGAAGCAGCGCCAGAAGUGGUCCAAGGUCAUCUUCGUGCCCCCCAAGGACCUCAAGAAGAUCCUCCUGAAUUACGAGACUGGGGCCGAUAGGAAGAGCUACGAUGGACUCAUUUGUAUGCUCAGGGAUGCUGAAAUCGGGGACGACGAUCUGAUGGAUCUUCUCAGUGAGAUCCGGCAGUGCAUCUCCUUCUUGGGACCCAAUCACAAGCUCCUGGUGGAGGUCAUCCUCAAUGUCUCGUGGACCACGAGGUGCGAGGAGGCUGCUGACGCUUACAAGGCGUUCCUGGAGGAUCUUGUUUGCGUUCACAUUUACCAUUGCAAAGUUGUCAUUGAGAAGCUGGUGAACGAGUUCAAACCGCUGGAGCAUUCGCCCACCUCUCGCCAGCCCCCCGACCCCUGGGAGGAGGGUGUGCCCUCCCCAGAGGACCUCGUCCGCCUCACGCACGUCCACGACGUGAUCUCCAAGCUCCUGAAAAUCGUCCCCAUGUCCUCGAACCUCCUCCUGCAGUCCCUCACCACGAAGUUCCCCUUCUUCAAGGCCCCCACCCACGCCCACGAGGUCUACAUCCACUCCCUCCUCCAGAUAAUCUCCUACGCCCCGGACUUGCGAGGGGAAAUCCUCUCCCUGGUCAUCAACAGACUCCUCAUCAUCGACGUCAACGCCCCCCGUUCGGAGAUUGAGGAUUUCAACGACCAGAACGACGAGGACGAGGAUGUCUUCAAGAUCGACGAGGCUGACGGCCUCCAGAAGCCCCGAGAGGAGAAGGUCCACCCCAUUGGGCACACCCUCGACGUCUGCAUGGGGAUGAUUCUGCGAUUCGUGAAGGACACCUGCUAUCCUGGGGGUGUUCUGGACCCCGAAGGGGUGAAGGGACUCUACUUCCACCUGCUGGACGUCUUCGAGAAGAAUAUCCUGCCCACUUAUGCCAGCCAUCACGUACAGUUCGUCUACUUCUACCUGUGCAGCUUCAAGGGCUCCAUUGUGGAGGCCUUCGUCAAUUGGCUCUGGGGCAGGGUCAGCAAUCCCAAUGUUGCUCCGGUGCUGAGGCAGUCUGCUGUCUGCUAUCUGGCGAGCCUGGUGGCUAGGGGGAGCUUCGUACCUAUCAGCCUCAUCACGAGGGUCAUCCAGGAGAUGUCCACGUGGAUCCAUAGUUACAUAGCAGCUCAAGACAGUCUGGAAUGUGCCAACAGUGAUAUUAGGAUCCACACGGUUUUCUACUCAAUCUGUCAGGCAUUGUUCUAUGUCAUUGCCUUUAGGCAUAAGGACCUUGUUGAUGCUAAAAAGAAUUUACUCUUCCUUCAAAGUUUGAACCUCACAAAAAUGGUGACAUGCAAGUUGAAUCCCCUCAGGAUGUGUGUCCCAGUGGUUGUUCAGCACUUUGCAGCUGUGACGAGGACCUACCAGCUGGCUUAUUGUUACACAGUGAUGGAGCACAACGCCAGGACGAAUCUUCCAGUCGUAGAGACCUCGAAUCGUCUCACCUCCUGGCUGGACACGUUCUUCCCUUUUGACCCGUACAUCCUCCCCAAGAGCUCCUCCAUGAUCAGUCCGAUCUACCUGCAGUACCGGGGUACCGUCAAUCCAGAAGUUGAGGAGGAGAAGCAGGAGACACAGGAGGAGGAGAACGACGAUGACGACUUCAUGGAUGUCUCGUUCCCCCACAGUGAUACCAAGAAUCACCUGGACAAAUUUUCGUACAGCACUUCCCCAGGAUUCAUUCACACCUGAAGAGCUGGAGACUAGGAAGCAAUUGGUUCGAUCGAUCUCGUGAGGAAAUUAAUCAUUAGAAUUCACGUUUUCUUCGAUAACUCGAGGACCUGAAGAGGUAGGGGGAUGAGAAUUGUCUCAUUGGAUAGCUGGGGAAAUUUACGGUUGAUAAAUCAUCGUGAUGAGAUACUUUCAGUGAGUACCUGGGGUGAUACAACGAAGCGAUGAUUUUGGGGGUGAAAAGGUUUUUUGGUGAUAACUGGAGAUGUUGGAGAGGUGAGGGGAUCGUCAGGAUGAGUUGUCCAGCGGAAAUUUUACGGGCUAUCGAGGGAGACUGGUUUGAAGGUCCUAGGACUUUGGGUCAUCCAGGUGUGGAAGAUGAUGACGUGAUGAGGGAAUUGGUGGAGACUUUGAUCAAAUGGAUUCAUUGAUUUGGGAGGUUUUUGGGGGAUGUCUCGAGAUUCUGGAGACGUGGAGGGAUGAGGAUGCUUGUAUGUAGUGAGCACAGUUUGAAGUUUCUAAAAGAGUGAAAUUAAUCGUUUUUGUUUGUUCUAUCUACUGGAUUAUCCUCCAGUAAUGAUUAUAAUGAUGAAUAAUGUUCGAGUAAUUAUCUUCGAUGCUUGCGAGUGCAAUUAAUACCGAGUAUUGCAUAUUUAUUACAGAUACAUGACUGUAGACAAAUUAUUAUUGACCAUAAUAAAUAAAUUUUCUUUCCAUUAAU
Molecule: messenger RNA, 2648 nt
Organism: Diachasma alloeum
Lineage: Eukaryota; Metazoa; Arthropoda; Insecta; Hymenoptera; Braconidae
Gene: Tif-IA
Product: RNA polymerase I-specific transcription initiation factor RRN3
Exons: 5
Coding region: 155-1948 (597 amino acids)
Biological process (GO): transcription initiation at RNA polymerase I promoter
Cellular component (GO): nucleus
Molecular function (GO): RNA polymerase I core binding; RNA polymerase I general transcription initiation factor activity
Source: RefSeq, a predicted model, not a curated record